Messenger RNA from Mandrillus leucophaeus (drill), 1278 nucleotides. It is a transcript of the gene FLCN, whose product is annotated as folliculin. NCBI's taxonomy places the organism in Eukaryota, Metazoa, Chordata, Mammalia, Primates, Cercopithecidae. Gene Ontology annotation, molecular function: GTPase activator activity. Gene Ontology annotation, biological process: positive regulation of transforming growth factor beta receptor signaling pathway; positive regulation of TORC1 signaling; negative regulation of transcription by RNA polymerase II. The record is from RefSeq and is a predicted model, not a curated record. Gene Ontology annotation, cellular component: cytosol.
AGCCAGUCCUUCCAGGCUCCUGCCUCCUCUGGUCAUUCCCCACGCGGGCCUCUCGCAGGAAGCAGUUUUCCUGUGUCCGCCCCCCACCCCCUGCAGGAGGCCUCUCGCAGUCUCCAAGGCACCAUGAAUGCCAUCGUGGCUCUCUGCCACUUCUGUGAGCUCCACGGCCCCCGCACUCUCUUCUGCACGGAGGUCCUGCACGCCCCACUUCCCCAAGGGGCUGGGAAUGAGGACAGUCCUGGCCAGGGCGAGCAGGCGGAGGAAGAGGAAGGCGGCAUUCAGAUGAGCAGUCGGAUGCGUGCACACAGCCCCGCAGAGGGGGCCAGCGUUGAGUCCAGCAGCCCAGGGCCCAAAAAGUCGGACAUGUGCGAGGGCUGCCGGUCACUUGCUGCAGGGCACCCGGGGUAUAUCAGCCACGAUAAAGAGACCUCCAUUAAAUACGUCAGCCACCAGCACCCCAGCCACCCCCAGCUCUUCAGCAUCGUCCGCCAGGCCUGUGUCCGGAGCCUGAGCUGUGAGGUCUGCCCUGGCCGCGAAGGCCCCAUCUUCUUCGGAGAUGAGCAGCACGGCUUUGUGUUCAGCCACACCUUCUUCAUCAAGGACAGCCUGGCCAGGGGCUUCCAGCGCUGGUACAGCAUCAUCACCAUCAUGAUGGAUCGGAUCUACCUCAUCAACUCCUGGCCCUUCCUGCUGGGGAAGGUCCGGGGAAUCAUCGAUGAGCUCCAGGGCAAGGCGCUCAAGGUGUUUGAGGCAGAGCAGUUUGGAUGCCCACAGCGUGCUCAGAGGAUGAACACAGCCUUCACGCCAUUCCUACACCAGAGGAACGGCAAUGCCGCCCGCUCGCUGACAUCGCUGACAAGUGAUGACAACUUGUGGGCGUGCCUGCACACCUCCUUUGCCUGGCUCCUGAAGGCGUGUGGCAGCCGGCUGACUGAGAAGCUCCUGGAAGGUGCUCCGACCGAGGACACCUUGGUCCAGAUGGAGAAGCUCGCUGGUGGCGGGGUGCUGUUGCCGGGGCCUUGGCCCAGAUGGCCGUGGGGCGGUACCAGCUCUCUGCUCUCCUGGCAGGAAGAGCUGAGGGAGGGAAAUGCGGCUCUGAAUCAGCCCAGGAGGAGCCUUCGGGAAGCUCACCCUCUGAUCUCGGUGUGAUGGUUGUGAUUUCCUGUCUCAUUUGCCUUGACCGCUGUGUGAAAGAAUCUGUUCCCCAGCUAGGUGGGGAAAAUUCACAGGUGGGCUGUCCCUUGAGAGAACUGGCUGAUUGAAGGCUUCUCGUCCCGA